Molecule: messenger RNA, 1764 nt
Organism: Mesorhabditis belari
Lineage: Eukaryota; Metazoa; Nematoda; Chromadorea; Rhabditida; Rhabditidae
Source: the annotation of a GenBank genome assembly
AUGAGAUUUAUCUUUCUUCUACUUUUCCCACCGAUAAUGAUAGCAAGACAAAUGCUUCGUGAUGAGAUCUCUUCACAAAGAAGUGAAGUUUUAAAGGCUCGAGAACGACAUCUUGUUAACUAUUUCGACGGUGUAACGAAGAGGAAAGAAAGAAGAAAAGAUCAAGAAGAGAAAUUCCAAAACUAUCAACUCCCGUCAUCGUAUGGCGGUGGUAGCAGUUAUGGACUUCCUCCUAAACCCUAUAAACCAGAUCGAAUCGGACGCUCGAGGGUGAGCAAAGACUCGGAAACAAAAGAUCGUCAGCUUGUUGCUGGAGUGCCGGACGCUAGUGAUCCAUGCUUUCGACGCUAUGCUAACGCAAUCAUUGUCAAUGCUCAACCAUAUGAAAGACGAUCUUCAACAAAACUGGCGAAAUGCAAGCGUCAUUGUUUGGAGUCACAACUUGGAUUGUACAGUUGCCGAUCUUUUGUCUAUGACAAUGUCAAUCAAGUUUGUGACCUAUUCGCUCAUGUUGGAGAUCAAGCACCAGCUAAAUUGUUGAAAUUCCAAACGAGAGACUAUUAUGAGCCGACUGGAGCAGUGCAAUGUGAUAUCCCGGAAUCAACGAGCACAGUCACGGAAAAUACGUCGACGAUCGAAGCGGAAACACCAGCAGUCACUGAAGAUGAUAUAGUUACUGAUUCCUCAAUCGACAGCCUCACCGAUAUCGACGGUUUUCGGGAUGAUCCCCAUGGUGAACCGAGUACUUAUGGACCAUCUACUACAUCCUAUGGUUCAUCAUCGAGUUAUGGCCCGGUCACCUCAACCACGAAUGAAAAUGAUAUAUCAAUUGAUACUGAGCGGAGUAUUUCUCGAGACUCCUGUGCUAAAGGGAAAACGACGCGAUUCCUUCGCACAGCUGAUUUUGAGCUUUAUAAAAACGAUGAUGUGACAAUCGAUGUUUCGAGUGUUGAUGAAUGCGUUGACGCUUGCACAAAUAAUGAGGUUAAUGAACAACCGCUGGAUUGUAAAUCUUUUGAUUAUACAGAAGGGCAUUGUUCAUUGACUGUUGAGGCAGCUGUUCCCCUUGGCACUGGUCAAUUGAAACAAAAUCGUAAAUCGGAAUAUUACGAAAAAAUUUGCAUUGAUGAGGAAUUGGCUGAAGGUUGCCCGAAAGUUUUCGCGAGAUACCCGCAAAUGAUACUCGUCGGCUUCGCGGAAUCGGUCACUGAUGCCCCAUCGUUCGAAGAGUGUUUCCACAAUUGCCUCAACUCGUUCACACUUUACGGUUUCAAUUGUACCAGUGGGAUGUAUUAUUUUGAGGAAAAUCAGUUGAAUUGUAUUCUGAACACAGAGGAUCGCCAUUCACAGGCUGAUUUAUUUGCUGAAGAGAACACAGACAUUGUUGACUAUUUUGAAGUGGGAUGUCAGAAAAGACCAACAAGGCCACGGGCUUUCGGUUUAAAAACAGCAAAAAGAGAUGAUCCAACAAAAAGCGAGAAGCUGGUAACCGCCGAGGAGACGGCCACUGAAUGGAGUGAAUGUGCGGAUGGAGUGCAGCAUAGACGACGUGAUUGCGCUGACAAGUCGUUGCCGUGUGGCCUCGAGUCACGACCUUGCUCAACUACUGGAGCUCUUGAUUCAAUGAAUAUGGAGAAGUUGAAAAGUGCCAUCAAAAAAUUGAAAUGUCCGGUCAACGUUUGCUGCAAAGUUUUCGACUCUUGUCAGCUUGGUUUGAUGCGGAACAGUCGAAAGCGCAAAGUCGAAUGGUGUCGGCAUCCGUGU